This is a messenger RNA of Eruca vesicaria subsp. sativa (arugula), 2304 nucleotides long. NCBI's taxonomy places the organism in Eukaryota, Viridiplantae, Streptophyta, Magnoliopsida, Brassicales, Brassicaceae. The record is from the annotation of a GenBank genome assembly.
UUCACGUCUCAAGUCUUCUCACCAAACUCUCUCCCUCUUCUCCUUCCAAACCCCCCCCCCCUUUGCUUUUCCGUUUCCAAACGAUGGAGAACCCUUCUUCCACCGAUGCCUCACGAUCAUCCGUUGACGCGAUCCGACCCGAUCCAUCACCUCCUCCUCCUCCUCCCCCUCCACGUACUCCUUCCUCUUCAGUCUCCAAGAAAGAAUGCGCGAUUUGCUUGGAUGAGAUGAAGAAAGGAGACGGGAAGGCGAUAUUUACAGCAGAGUGCUCUCACUCAUUCCAUUUCGAUUGCAUCACCACCAACGUCAAACACGGAAACAGAAUCUGCCCUCUCUGUAGAACUCACUGGAAACAACUCCCUUUGUUUCUUGAUAACCCUAUCCCCCCACCUCCACCUCCUCCUUUCCCUACCUUUCCUCCCUUUCUUGAUAACCCUAUCCCCUUUGCACCCCCACCUCAUCCUUUCCCUACCUUUUCUGUCCCUACCUUUCCUACUACUCAAAUGGGUUUUGAAGAUGAUGAGCUUUUACCACCUCAAGGAGACACCCAAAUCCAGCAGCAGCAUUCCGGUCCACCUCUCGAGGUUAAACUUCUCCCACAAGUCUCUUCCGUGGCGAAACGGGUCACUCUUGAUGACUUUGCUGUUCUAGUUCAUCUCAAAGCGGGUGUUGUGAGCGACGAUGAGACGCCUUCUCGUGCUCCGUUGGAUCUCGUUGCGGUUCUUGACGUGAGUAGCAGCAUGGAAGGAUCCAAAAUGGAGCUUUUGAAAAACGCGGUCACCUUUGUGAUUCAGAAUCUCGGCGACACGGAUAGGCUCUCUGUGGUUACCUUCUCCUCCACGGCUCACCGUGUUUUCCCUCUUAGGCUGAUGUCUGAGACAGGGAAGCAAUUCGCGAUCCAGGCUGUUAACUCCUUGUUCGCUGACGGCUGUACUAAUAUCGCGGAAGGGCUGAAGGUUGGUGCUAGAGUGAUCGCGGACAGGAGAUGUAGAAACCCUGUUCCGGUUAUGAUGCUUUUGUCUGAUGGGCAAGACAACUUUACCUUUUCACAUUUUGAGGGUCAUCGUCAUAGAACUGAUUACGAGUGUUUGCUUCCGAGUUCUAGUACCCGGAUUCCUAUACAUACCUUUGGGUUUGGCUCUGAUCAUGAUGCUGAGCUGAUGCAUACGAUCUCGCAAGUCUCUAGUGGUACAUUUUCGUUUAUUGAAACGGAGACUGUGAUUCGUGACGCUUUUGCGCAGUGCAUUGGAGGGCUUCUCAGCACUGUGGUUCUUGAUCAAGUCGUUGAGAUUGAAUGCAUUCAUGAGGAAGGUCUUAAGAUAUCCUCGGUAAAAGCAGGGAGCUACAGAAACAACGUCUCAUCUGAUGGAAGAAGCGCCACGAUCAAUGUCGGUGACAUGUACGCAGAAGAAGAGAGAGACUUCCUCGUGGUUCUUGAGAUUCCAACCUGCGAGGAUGAAACAAUGUCGCUGGUCAAGGUCAGAUGUGUUUACAAAGAUCCUAUUAGUAGAGAGAUAAUCCGUGUGGAAUCAGGAGAACUAAUCAUUCAAAGGCCAGAGGAGCUGACGGGAGAAGAAGUGGUGUCAAUAGAGGUUGACAGACAAAGAAACAGGUUCCUUGUUUCGCAAGCUAUUUCGGAGGCUAAGGUUUUAGCCGAUGGAGGUGACGUGAGGGCAGCAGCUGAGCUUCUCAGGAAGAGUGAGAGAGACUUGUCAGAGACGAUUUCAGCUCGGUCUGGUGAUAGUCUAUGUGCGUCUUUGACCAUGGAGCUGAAGGCGUUGCAAGAAAAGAUGGCGAGCAGGAGUAGGUACCAAACAUCAGGUAGAGCAUACGCGUUGUCGAGCAUGAGUGCUAAUUUGGCUCAGAGAGCAACGUCUCGUUACUCGCCAACAUGCACAACAUACUCGGCAGGACCCGCUGGAUAUAGCAUGCCACAGGCGUAUCAGACUUCUGCAAUGGCUCGUAUGGUGACUAGGUCUCAGCAACUUGGGAUUCAAAGCCCAAAAACGUCCCCUGCUCCAAGAGACCAGACCUGAAUUUGACAGAAAGGCUUGAUAUGAUAAUGGAUGGGGUUUGGUGAUUGCUUGCUUGCUUGAUUUGUGUUGUUUGAAUACUAUUAAAAAGGUGAUUGAGUUGGUUCAAUCGGAUCCAUGAACUUUGUUACUUUUAUUUUGUGUUUUGUUUCCAUUAUCACCAAUUUAUAUUUACUUCAUAAUAAAAUAAUGGAUGGAGUUUGGUGAUUGCUUGCUUGAUUUGUGUUGUUUGAAUACUAUUAAGAAGGUGACUGAGUUGGUUCAAUCCGAU